AUGGCGUAUCUACACGCGUGCAGCGGCAAGGGAAUGAAGAGCGAGCUAGAUUUCUUUACUCUUCCUCUCACUCAAACAUCCAUCGAAAGUAGCGCUUAUCUCUACUACAAACCCAUUUCGUCGCUCAGCGACGAUGGUGACUCACCCUUGGAAUUUUUAAUUCCAAGUUCAACCGAUCACUACAUCGAUCUCGCGCACACCAUGUUGCACCUGACCGUUCAAAUACUACCAGCUAGUGAUACACCCAGCGAAAAUCUCAAAGUUGGCCCUAGUUAUGCGGCACCUGCUAUGCGCUCUCAUCUCACGUCUGCUUUGUGGAGCAUCGACACCGACGAUGCCAUGGAUGCCGCGCCAAAUUUAGAUCGUAAGGCUGAUGGUGCGAAUCAAGGUCUCAUUAACAGACUGUUCUUUACAGCUGGUGGCAAGGCCGUCAACAUGAUCGGACAUUUGCAUUGUGACGUUUUUAAUCAACCGAAAUUCUUGAUCAACGGUGUAGAUGUGAGAGUAAGAUUGGUCCGUAGCAAAGACGCCUUUUGUCUCAUGGACUGGUCCGACAACGGAAAAUUUUCGGUGCGCAUCAAAGAGGCUACAAUGAUCGUGCGUCCUGCCAAGAUAAGCCCGGGUAUUUUACUAGCGCACGCGAACGCUCUUGCUAAAACAACAGCCAAAUACCCCUUAACAAGGGCCGAAGUCAAGUCGUUUACGCUGCACAGCGGUAUACUCGGCGACACCCUGGACAACGUUAUACUAGGACAGCUACCCAAAAGGAUCAUCCUGGGCUUUGUUAAAAAUAAAGCCUUCAACGGCAAUAGAAAGCUCAACCCUUUCAAUUUUCAACACUUUAACAUAAACUUUAUUUCGCUCUACGUGGACAGCGUUCAAGUCCCCAAGUUUGACAACGUGCUCGAAAUCGACUCGAAUAGACAAAUUAUAACGGACUUUAAUUCCUAA
Molecule: messenger RNA, 951 nt
Organism: Nasonia vitripennis (jewel wasp)
Lineage: Eukaryota; Metazoa; Arthropoda; Insecta; Hymenoptera; Pteromalidae
Exons: 3
Coding region: 1-951 (316 amino acids)
Biological process (GO): deoxyribonucleotide biosynthetic process
Cellular component (GO): cytosol
Molecular function (GO): ribonucleoside-diphosphate reductase activity, thioredoxin disulfide as acceptor
Source: RefSeq, a predicted model, not a curated record